Molecule: messenger RNA, 782 nt
Organism: Soboliphyme baturini
Lineage: Eukaryota; Metazoa; Nematoda; Enoplea; Dioctophymatida; Soboliphymatidae
Source: the annotation of a GenBank genome assembly
CUGUUUAGCUGCUACAUAAACAAUCAAAAGGUGCAGCUUCCGGAAGAUGCCCCUCCUUGGUCAUUGGUUUUGUGCGUUUCGGCAUUUGAUCUUGACCUUGGUGCUGCAGGCCUGCUGGCAUACGAUUUCGACGCACCAGAAAAUAUAUACAGGAAAUUCGCCAUCGACUCAGAAAGUGGAUGCAUUCUUCUGAAGCAGAGACUGAAGGACGACGAACAGCACAUGUACAACUUCACGGUUCGCGUUUCUGAUCAUGGAAAUCCACCGCUGACUACUCGAUGCCACGCAAGUUUGGAGCUGCUCAAAGUUCGGACUAACCGCUACCCACCAGUUUUUGAUAACAUCGCCGUCGAAGCCUCAGUUUUCGAAAAUGAACCACAGGGCACAUCGGUCGCUAAGGUAUUGGCUAAGGACGCGGACGCCGGCCCUCAUGAAAUAAUAACAUAUUCGCUGACCGGCGGAGACGGAGCGGCAUUUUUUGUCAUUGACUACAUGGGCGAAAUCAGGACGAAGAAGAUGCUCAAUCGCGAGAAGAAAGCCUACUAUUGGUUAGAGGUGGAAGCAACCGACUCUGAUCGAAACGACAACGCACCGAUUCCCACAGAGCCCGUGUUCCACGGAUCAGUGAAAGAGAACUGCGCUGCGGGUACGUCGGUUUUGGUCGUCUCUGCAGAUGACCUCGACUCGCCUUCCGGUCCUCUCAACUACACCAUCAAAAGUGGCAACACUCAAAGCCUCUUCGACAUCAACCCGACUACUGGUAAUUUUAGGUUUUGUUAAUG